CCUUUUAUGGCUCGAGCCGGGCAUCUAACCGGGAGAUAAAAACCACGCGCCCACCGACUACCGGUUCACUUUGAGGCGCCGUCACACGCAGUUCGUGCGGGAUUAUAUCAUUUACCCUUGAAACACCCCCCUCCCAAAACCAAAAGUUCAAAAUGGAAGAUGAAAUCGCCGCACUGGUUGUUGACAACGGAUCCGGUAUGUGCAAAGCCGGAUUCGCCGGAGAUGACGCGCCUCGGGCUGUCUUCCCCUCCAUCGUCGGGCGUCCCAGGCAUCAGGGAGUGAUGGUUGGGAUGGGCCAGAAAGACAGCUACGUGGGAGACGAGGCUCAGAGCAAGAGGGGCAUCCUGACCCUGAAGUACCCCAUUGAGCAUGGCAUCGUCACCAACUGGGACGACAUGGAGAAGAUCUGGCAUCACACCUUCUACAACGAGCUGAGGGUGGCUCCAGAGGAGCACCCCGUCCUGCUCACAGAGGCCCCCCUCAACCCCAAAGCCAACAGGGAGAAGAUGACCCAGAUCAUGUUUGAGACCUUCAACACCCCUGCCAUGUACGUGGCCAUCCAGGCCGUGUUGUCCCUGUACGCCUCUGGCCGUACCACCGGUAUCGUCAUGGACUCCGGUGACGGCGUGACCCACACAGUACCCAUCUACGAGGGCUACGCUCUGCCCCACGCCAUCCUGCGUCUGGAUCUGGCCGGCCGCGACCUCACAGACUACCUGAUGAAGAUCCUGACGGAGCGCGGUUACAGCUUCACCACCACGGCCGAGAGGGAAAUCGUACGAGACAUCAAGGAGAAGCUGUGCUACGUGGCGCUGGACUUUGAGCAGGAGAUGGGCACCGCUGCCUCCUCUUCCUCUCUGGAGAAGAGCUACGAGCUGCCUGACGGACAGGUCAUCACCAUCGGCAACGAGAGGUUCCGCUGCCCAGAGGCCCUCUUCCAGCCCUCCUUCCUCGGUAUGGAGUCUUGCGGUAUCCACGAGACCACCUACAACUCCAUCAUGAAGUGUGACGUGGACAUCCGUAAGGACCUGUACGCCAACACAGUGCUGUCCGGAGGAACCACCAUGUACCCCGGCAUCGCUGACAGGAUGCAGAAGGAGAUCACCUCUCUGGCCCCCUCCACCAUGAAGAUCAAGAUCAUCGCCCCCCCAGAGCGUAAAUACUCCGUCUGGAUCGGAGGCUCCAUCUUGGCUUCUCUCUCCACCUUCCAACAGAUGUGGAUCAGCAAGCAGGAGUACGACGAGUCUGGUCCCUCCAUCGUCCACCGUAAAUGCUUCUAAACAGACUGUACCCAUCCCAAACGACCGACCCAGCCACACCCGACUACCACUUCAGCUCUGCCACCAGACACACCACCCAGAGGGAGAGAGAGGGGGGCCUGUGGAGUGAGCCCAAACCCAGCUUCUCAGUCUCAUUGGCAUGGCUUCUGUUAUUUUGGCGCUUUUUUUGACUCAGGAUCUGUGAAAAACAAAAAAAAUAAACACAACUGGAACGGUGAAACAGCGGAUUAAAGAUUUUUAAGAGUUAAAAAAA
Messenger RNA from Oncorhynchus mykiss (rainbow trout), 1533 nucleotides. Lineage: Eukaryota; Metazoa; Chordata; Actinopteri; Salmoniformes; Salmonidae. The record is from RefSeq and is a predicted model, not a curated record.